AUGGCUUCAUCAAGUGCUACCAUAGAAGAUUUGGACGCAAGAUGGGGAGAUUUUUCUAUUGCAGAGGAAGAUGGACAUGGGGUAAUCCUUGAGGGCGAUACAGAAACAAUAGAAGAUGAUCUCUUUGAUGCGAGAUGGUGCCUCGUAGGCAAACUGCUGGGAGGAAGAGUUGCCGAUUUUGAUGCUCUUAGAAACGUCCUGGCUUCAUUAUGGCGGCCUGUGAAGGGGAUGUUUGUGAAACAGUUGGAGCCAAACAGGUUUUUAUUUCAAUUUUGCCACGAAAUUGAUAUCAAUAGGGUGUUAGAGGGGUCUCCUUGGACCUUCAAUCGUUCUCCUCUUAUACUGGAAAGGCUGAAAAUGGGGGAUGAUCCUAGAUUGAUUCCUCUGAAUACAAUGGAUAUCUGGGUUCAAGUCUACAAUCUUAAAGCGGGUUUUAUGUCUGACCGAGUUCUCAAAGCAUGUGGAGGCUUUAUCGGUACAUUUAUCUCAUCUUGCCCUAAGAACUAUACUGGUGUUUGGAGGGAAUUCUUGAGGGUGCGGGUCAGAAUCAACAUUGAACAACCACUGAAGAGGAGGAUGAAGAUACAAAACUCAAAGGGAGAGGCGUUAUGGGCAGAGUUCAAAUAUGAGAGGUUACCCACGUUUUGUUUCAUUUGUGGUAUCCUUGGGCAUUCAGAGAAGUUCUGUAUAAAGUUGUUUGAAGCAGAAACAGAGCACUUACCCAAACCAUAUGGCUUGUUCAUGAGAGCUCCUGACCGAAGGCAAGGGAAGCAGAUCGGUGCUCCAUGGCUCCUUGAGAACAUAGCCCGACCAGCCUCAUCGCAUCAGGAUGGGAGUUCGCCGCCGACGAACAUGGAGGCCGACCGUUCUAUGGCUCGGGGUGGACGAGAUUCUCAGGUACAUGCGGCGGGAAUGGAGGGAGUCGGAGUUAAUGCAAUGGCUAGAAAUCUGGGGGAGAGGCGCGGUUUCAGCAGGGAAUCAGAUCUCAUGAAUGGUGCCGUUGCAAUGGGAGGAAAUCGUGGAAUAGCGGUUUCUAUGGGGAAUAAAGGAGGUAGCAAUCAAGCUGGUGCAAUUAUGGGAGAUUCUGACUUAAAUGUUGGCGUUGAUAUGCUGAAUGAACGGGAUGGAGGCUGUCAAAAUAAUGAGGGAUUUUUACUUGUUGACCCUAAGAGAAGAAGGGUUCAAAUGGGCCAAAUGGAGGGGAUGGAUUUGGGCCGUACUAAUGCUAUGGAUCUGGGCCGAGAAGAUGUGGGGGAAGAGGCAACUCGGGCUGGGCUUUUAUCUAAUAAUGAGGGUAUAGGUCCAACUUUAAAUGCUGGUUUGGAUACACAAGAUGCUAAUAGAGGUGAAAACUCUGAAGGUGGCAUUUUUCCAAAAAAUGUGUUGGAGGCGGAAAGAGUGAGUUUUAUUAAGUGGCAAUUGGGAUUUGAGGGUGUUUUUGUGGUAGAUGCGCAUGGUCAUAGCGGAGGUUUAAUUAUGUUUUGGCGGAAAGCGGAAGAGGGUAGGCUUUUGAGCUAUAGUUUCAACCAUAUUGAUAUUGCGUUGAAAUUAGAAAAUCAUCCUGAAUUUCGCUUAACUGGUUUUUAUGGUGAACCGCAACGCAACUUACGCCACAAUACUUGGAGGAAAAUUAAACAGCUAGCAGGAGAUUCAGAGUUGCCUUGGUGUCUUAUUGGUGAUCUCAAUAAUGUGCUAUAUCAAUGGGAAAAAAGAGGUGGUCGCGCUUAUCCCUGUAGUUUAAUUAAUGGCUUCCAGGAGACUCUGAACGAUUGUGGGUUGAGCGAUAUGGAGAUGAUGGGCCAUCCUUUUACUUGGGAAAGAGGGCGAGGUACGCCAAAUUGGAUUGAGGUGAGACUUGAUUGUGCUCUCAUCUCACAUCCUUGGAGGUCAUUAUUUUUUGCAGCUAAACUGGUCAACCUUGAGACUUCUGUUUCUGAUCAUUCUCCCAUUUGGUUGGAUCUUGCUUACCAAGUGCGACAUCCAGUCAUAAGGAGGUUUCGAUUUGAGAAUGCUUGGGCUCGGGAGCCUAUGUGCCGCCAAAUUGUAUCUGAUCAAUGGAGAGCGCUUAGUGCUGAUUCUUUCCAGGAAAAAAUAAAGUGUUGCAGUACUGCUCUCGCGGAAUGGGGGAAGGACAUUACAGGUAAAUUUAAGGAGCGUAUAAGUCAAUGUAAUUGUUUAUUGAAGCAGUUGAAAGGCCAGAGAGAUGAGGAGUCUAUUCGUCGGUACCAGGAGAUUCACAGCUGUCUCUUCGAGGUACUCACACAGAAAGAGAUAUUUUGGCGCCAAAGAUCGAAGCAGUUGUGGUUACAAGCUGGUGACCAAAACACAAAAUUUUUCCAUGCAUGUGCAAGUACCAAGAAAAGAAUUAACCAGAUUUCUUCCCUCAAGGAUGAUCAUGGCACAUGGGUGGAUUGGGAGCAUGGUUUGGGCGAGGUAAUUGUUGAUUAUUUCAGAAGCAUCUUUGCAGCCUCUACUACCUCUUGGGAAAGAGUUACUGAGUGUGUCCCAGAGAGCAUAACAGAGGAAAUAAAUAUGGAGCUACUUCUACCAGUGGAUGACAGCGAAGUCAAGGCAGCCCUGUUUCAAAUGCACCCAGACAAAUCGCCAGGACCAGAUGGGUUCAAUCCUGGGUUUUACCAGAAAUUUUGGGACAUUGUGGGUCCUGAUGUGGUACGUUUGGUUCAACAUUUUUUUAUGUUUGCUGAGUUUCCUGAUCACCUAAAUCAAACCCAUAUUAUUCUUAUCCCUAAGAAGUCUAAACCUGAGUCCAUGAGUGACCUUAGGCCCAUUGCUUUAUGCAAUGUGAUUUAUAAAAUUGCUUCCAAAGUUGUGGCCAACAGAUUGAAAAAGGUACUCCAUAACAUUAUUUCUGAGACCCAAAGUGCUUUUAUUCCUGGUAGGCUCAUAACAGAUAACAUUAUGGCUUCUUUUGAGGUUAUGCAUUAUCUCAAGAGGAAAUCAACAGGAAAGGAUGGAUUCAUGGCUCUCAAACUGGAUAUGAGUAAGGCAUAUGACAGGGUUGAAUGGGGUUUUCUGCAUGCAAUGUUAAAAAAGAUGGGUUUCAGCGACCAUUGGAUAAAGAUUGUGAUGCGGUGUGUGAGCUCUGUUUCCUAUAAGAUUAUCUCGGGGUGCCAUGAACUGGGUCCAAUAAUACCGAGCAGAGGAUUGAGACAAGGUGAUCCCUUAUCCCCUUAUCUCUUUAUUAUUUGUGCAGAAGGAUUCUCAGCCUUAAUCACAGACUAUGUAAGGAGAGGCAAGGUACAGGCGUGUAAAGUGGCUAGGGGGGCUCCUAAGGUCUCUCAUAUGUUCUUCGCAGAUGAUAGUUAUCUAUAUUGCAAAGCUACAGAGAGUGCAGCGAACAAUGUGAUGGAACUUCUUGGCUACUUUCAAUUGGCCUCGGGGCAACAGGUGAAUCUAAGUAAAUCUUCGGUCUUCUUUAGUACCAAUACAAGAGCUGAUGUUAGAAAUAAGAUCUGUGAUAUGCUGAAGGUGAGUGAAGCAGGGGAGUCUUGUACAUACUUGGGACUUCCGAAUAUUUUGGGCAGAAAUAAGAACUCCAUUCUUGGUUUUUUGAAGGAGAAGAUGAGGAAAAAGAUCCAAAGCUGGGAGGGGAAGUUCCUCUCGAAAGCGGGUAAGGAAAUAUUAAUCAAGACAGUGGCUCAAUCCCUACCGAGUUACGCUAUGAAUGUUUUCUUGUUACCAUUGGGGAUGUGUCAGGAAAUGGAACAACUUAUGUGCAGCUACUGGUGGAAGUCUUCCUCAAGAAACAACCAAGGUAUACAUUGGAAGAGUUGGGAGAAGUUGUCAAUUCAUAAGUCUAAAGGCGGGAUGGGCUUUCGAAAUUUACACGAUUUCAACCUGGCCCUGCUUAGUAAACAAGGAUGGCGUCUACUAUGUCAACCUAACACUCUGGUUACCAGGAUUUACACAGCAAGAUAUUUUGGGGGUGGGAAUUUUUUGACUGCAGAAUUAGGAAGUAACCCUAGCUUUAUUUGGCGAAGUAUAUUUGAGUCUAAGGAGAUUGUGAGUGCCGGGGCAAGGAGAAGAAUUGGUAAUGGGUCUCAGACGAUUAUUACUCGUGAUCCUUGGUUACCUUGCGUAGUGAAUCCGAGAAUUAGUACUACCCACCCAACCUUAGCCGAGGAAAAGGUAGAAGCUCUGAUGAUCACUGGGAGAGUUGCCUGGGAUGACGACUUGGUUCGUGAUUUGUUCAAUCAAAGGGAUGCUAAUCUUAUUUUAGGCAUUCCUUUACACUCUAGUCGUCAGGUAGAUGCGUGGUUUUGGGCUUUUGAGUCCUCAGGUCGACAUACUGUGAAGAGCGCAUAUCGAUAUUUGCAGCAGAUCAAGGAUGAUGGGUCUCGGAUCGACAGAUCGAGUUUUUGGAACAAUCUAUGGAAGCUUCGGGUACCCCCAAAAGUUAAAGAUUUGCUGUGGAGAGCAUCUUCUAAUUGUCUGCCCACUAAGGUUCAUCUUCGUCUUAAACAUGUGGAUAUCGACCCUACAUGUCCGGUGUGCCAGGUUAGUAGGGAAUCUAUCAACCAUUGCUUAGUGGAAUGCCCCUUUGCGCGAGCCAGUUGGGCUCGUACAGGCAUCGGUGUGUGCACUAGUGUGGAAGGGACUUUCUCUGCUUGGUUGGAGUCUUUAUUCUACACCUUGGAUGAUGAGCAGAGGAAAAUUGUAGCUAUGACAUGUUGGGCCCUUUGGAGGGUGAGAAAUGAUUGUGUGUGGAACGGAAAAGUUGCUAGGGUGGCAACUGUGACAAAUUUGGCUAAAAACACACUAUAUCAAUGGACUAAAGCUCAAGAUAAAUUUGAGGUGCCAACUGUAGCAUUUUUGACUGAGGAAGAUGGAGCUGCUAUUUGGAGUAGGCCGGCUGCUGGUACUAUCAAGAUUAAUGUUGAUGCAGCGCUGUUUUCUGAAUCAUCAUCAUAUAGUUUUGCUUGUGUGGCUAGGAAUGAUCAGGGACAUACCCUGGAAGCUAUAUCUUGUUGUUGGAACGGGGUGGUGUCUCCUGAAUUAGUAGAAGCUAUGGGGAUGCGUGAGGCCUUAAGCUGGAUAAAGAAGAAAGCUUGGGAUAAGGUGACUAUUGAGACUGAUUGCCUCACGGUUGUUCAGGCCCUUCGUAGUUCAAUUUCUAUGGACUCUUAUUUUGGGAGUCUAAUUACUGAGUGUAAGGGUUUGUGGAAUGAUGUAAAGAAUAUAAAAAUUUUAUUUGUUAAGCGGUCUGCGAACAGUGUUGCUCAUGUUCUUGCUAGAGCUUCCUGUCAUAUUGCUGACUGUACUUUUAGGGGAGGUGAUUUCCCUCCUGCUAUUCUUGAUGUUAUUUUGAAGGACAGUUGCUAA
Messenger RNA from Humulus lupulus (European hop), 5343 nucleotides. RefSeq lists its product as uncharacterized. The transcript has 2 exons. The coding region runs from base 1 to 5343 and encodes 1780 amino acids. The record is from RefSeq and is a predicted model, not a curated record. Gene Ontology annotation, molecular function: nucleic acid binding; RNA-DNA hybrid ribonuclease activity. NCBI's taxonomy places the organism in Eukaryota, Viridiplantae, Streptophyta, Magnoliopsida, Rosales, Cannabaceae.